AUCGACAUGUGGAUAUGCUCGAUCAGAUUGGAAACAAGAGGACUACAAUGAACACCAUUAUCCCCAGUCCAGCUGGAAGCCAUAUUCCCGCAAUCAUCACUCCUCAGCAACAGUACAACACUAAUCGAAAAUAUCAGUUACGGUACGUUUCGGUAACCGUUAAAUUGUUCCAACCAACGCGAUCGAUCCCGUUAGUACCGCCAUGCGUUUUCCCUGGCUAGUUCUGGCUUCAUGGCUCUCUGUCGCGGAUCCAGGACGUGCAGGAGCUCAGAGGGAUGAACACUACGAUGUCGUGGGUGUCUCCUGUGGGCAAGACGAGGUCGUCAGCUGCAUGCUCGUCCGGUGCACUGAGGGCGGCUUCUGCCCGGCGGAACAGUACUGCUACGACCCAAAAUGCGUUUGCCGCCGGGGGUAUCGGCGGGUGCGAGGAGCAUGCCUGCCCAAGCACACGGCUCACCACCUGGACAGCGAUACCCUCAACUCGGCCCUGCUGCAAACACAUUUUCAAGAGAAUUUUCACUUUUAAUUUUUCGUUUUUCAUAACAUUUGCAUUAAGGCUAAAGAAAAUUAAUAGAAAA
This is a messenger RNA of Drosophila miranda, 578 nucleotides long. RefSeq lists its product as uncharacterized. Lineage: Eukaryota; Metazoa; Arthropoda; Insecta; Diptera; Drosophilidae. The record is from RefSeq and is a predicted model, not a curated record. The coding region runs from base 203 to 526 and encodes 107 amino acids. The transcript is spliced from 2 exons.